This is a messenger RNA of Clunio marinus, 303 nucleotides long. The record is from the annotation of a GenBank genome assembly. Lineage: Eukaryota; Metazoa; Arthropoda; Insecta; Diptera; Chironomidae.
AUGAAUAAGCGAAAGCAACCAAAUUUUUAUGAGCUCGUAAAAAUAAUAUUGAUAGAUAACAUUCAAGAGCAGAUGAGAAAAAAAUUCUCUGUUAGCAACAGCGGAAAAGAAAUAUUUAAUAAAGGAUGUUUAAUGUUUAUUUUAAAAUGUUUAUUAUUGAAACAAGAACGAAUAUCUUGGUUUCAUUCUGUAGAUAACCUGCAUUUGGUUAUUGACAUUCAAUUCAAGCAUGACUUCGCCCUAAGCAGUAGACCAGAAACAAUCGUUGGUAAUGUUCCCAAACGAAGAUCAGAAACUCUUUGA